Malassezia vespertilionis is the source of this 4410-nucleotide messenger RNA. RefSeq names its product RNA helicase. The coding region runs from base 1 to 4410 and encodes 1469 amino acids. The record is from RefSeq and is a predicted model, not a curated record. The transcript has a single exon. Gene Ontology annotation, molecular function: ATP binding; RNA binding. NCBI's taxonomy places the organism in Eukaryota, Fungi, Basidiomycota, Malasseziomycetes, Malasseziales, Malasseziaceae. Gene Ontology annotation, cellular component: intracellular anatomical structure.
AUGGUCAAAAAGAAGAAAUCGCAGCUGAAAUCGGACCCGCGACGUGGCUUCGCAACGACAUCCGUGCCCAAGAAAGAGGUGCAGAAAGAAGAAGUGCAGAAGAUUGAUGAACUUGCACCAGACCAGUUCACCUCGGCUGUGCCAGAGCUUGAACUCGAGCCUGUGACGCAAGAAGCCGACAAAUUUGACGAGGCGGCGUCCGAGACGCAGGCACUGCAGGACGUUGUGGAUCAAAUCAUGCCUUUGGUAGAUAAGGAGUCUCAACGGCGGCUCAAGUCUAUUGAUGCAAACCAGCGCCUGGCAAAAACGCUGAAUACGGUGUGGAUUGGUCGACGGUACGACCAAAUUGUGCAGAAAUAUGCGCUUGCGUACCCCAUGGAAGAGGCCGAGCAAACGCGCGCGCCUGCAUCCGAGCGCGCAGAAAGUACAAUAGACUUGUUGCUCGAUCCGCGGCCUACGCCACUACUGCAGACGUUGAUCGGCACCACUGUGCUGCCCAGCUCGGAGCGCAAAACACUUGAAAUGGUCAUGAUCACUGCAACUGUCUUACAAGGACUACAGUUCACUCAGGAGCAGGUGGAAGCGGCGCUUGUGCAUGCACCGAGUCUGGACGUAGAGGAUGCGGUGGCCUGGCUUGUUACACAAUUACCUCAGGAACAGGUGCGCCAACUCCCUUUGAAUGCACAAGACCCCACAACUGUCCUCCGCCGUCUCAGAGGCAAUUGGCUGGAUCCAAGUAUUGCACCGAUGGAUCAGACAUACCCGCCCCCACAUUCGGCCUAUACCUUUACGCGCACAGAGCGCGGCAAUCUUCGCCGUGAUCUUGUCCAGGAAAAGAUGGUACGGCGCACGACCACAGACGAUAUACCUAGCGAAACACUCCAUGAGUUGGUUCAGGAUACGGAUGCAUUUAUUAUGGAAAUAAGGCAGCAGCUUGAUGCGGACGUCCCGCAAAUGAACGUGGUGGAGCACCCUGUCGAAGCACACACUGCAGCGCGGCUCCUCCAGCUGCGCAUUCACCAAGAAAAGCGGCGGCGCGAGAAAAUCACAGGGAAAGCCAUGGAUGAUCAGCUAAUGCAGGAAGUGCAGCAUGAAGCUACUGUGCAAAAAUUGGACCAACUCCAUGCGCGUGCACAAGAAAUGAUGGAUCAAAGCGCGAUCCAGCCAACCUUUUCCCCAAAAAUCGCCAUGCAGCAGUUCAAGGCAGCCACGGCGCAAUUCCAGCAAGAAAAUGGCGAGCGCGAAAAGAAAAGAAAAGAGGCGCGUGCUGCACUGCGCCAAAGGCGCGAAGAAAUCGUUGGCUUGGAGAAUGGGGCUAUGGAAGAAAGCGACAUUUUUGGCGGGAUGCUGGACGAGCAAGCUGCGCCGGAAACAAACGACGAUGACCGCCAAGUGACGCUUCGUGCAAUGACGGCGAUCCAAGGAGGUCAAUCGCCACGCACGCUGCUUGCUGACGCUUUGCGCGCAAUUGACCCACACGCCACAUUUCGGAUCUGUGCGCUCCCUGGCGGGAGUAUCAAGCGCUCUUUUCUGGAAGUCCGCUGGGAUAUUGGGGAUUUUUACAACCAACAACGCAUGAUUGUCCUCGACCUUUUUGAGCUCACAGGAGAGGGGUGCAGCACACAGAGUCUAGCAAACGAUAUGAUCGCAACUGUUGCUUUGAAUUGCUAUGGUCGCGACAGGCAAGUCCAGCGGCUGCUCCCCGCUUGCUUCCGCACUCUGUGGGAUGAGCUGGAGCAGCGUCGUGCUGCAGAGAAAGACAAGUUUCUUCGCGACAAGAUUGCGCGGAUGCAAACGCUGCUGCAGCGACGGAAAGAAGCAGGAUCGCUCGCGCAGGAGCCCGUGCGCAAUGCAAACUUCGUCUCGGCUCCAUCCAAAGACUCCGAGACCACAUGCGUACAGACCGCAUCGAGAGAGGCGCUCCUUGAAAUGCACAACAAGCUUGUGUCCUCGGUCAAGUACCAGGACAUGCUACAAGAGCGAAAGCGACUUCCGAUCUAUGCAUCGCGUCAAACGAUUCUGGAUGUGAUUGCAAAUAAUCAGGUGGUCGUGCUCAGUGGUGAAACAGGGUGUGGUAAAUCUACUCAGCUUCCGGCCUACCUUUUGGAGAACGCUUUGGAACACGGCGAGCACUGCUCUAUUUACGUCACGGAGCCGCGUCGUAUCUCUGCCAUCUCGCUCGCGGAGCGUGUGGCAGAAGAGAUGGGGGAGAGCGGAAGCUCAGUCGGGAAAGCCAAGAGCUUGCUUGGGUACUCGAUUCGCCUUGAGAAUCGUGUUGGCCCCAACGCUCGACUGGUAUACGCCACGACGGGUAUUGUGCUUCGCAUGCUGGAGUCCAACGCACUCAGUAAUAUAACACACGUUAUUGUCGACGAGGUACACGAACGGUCGAUCGAGUCCGACUUUUUACUGAUUGUGCUCAAAACGCUGCUUGCACAGCGCCCCAGCCUCAAAGUGAUCCUCAUGUCGGCCACGCUGGACGCGGAGCGAAUCAGCGAGUACUUUGGCGGAUGUCCUACCAUUGCUGUGCCUGGACGCACCUUUGCCGUGGAUGCGUACUACCUAGAAGACGCGCUGGAAAUGACCGACUAUACGUUGGAUCCUCACUCCCCCUACGUACGUCGAAAUCUGGACCGCACCAACCGAGUCAAGGUCGUUGCUGCAGACUCUGAUUCCGACGACGAAGACAAGAGAGGCACGAGUAUUGCUGAAGGCGAAAAGAAGUACAGUGCCAAGACAGUGAAGACGCUGAGCAUUUUGAACGAGUAUGCGAUCAACUAUGAGCUUAUUGCGCAGCUUAUCAGCACGCUGAGCAGCAACCCUGCGUUUAAAGACAAGAUGCGCGCCGUACUCGUUUUUCUUCCUGGCCUCGGUGAAAUCCGGCAAAUGGAAAAGGCGAUCUGGGGAUACCCGACACUUGGCAACGCAAUUGAUCUGCACAUUCUCCAUUCGAAUGUACCGCCCGAGAAGCAGAGCCUGGCGUUCAAAGCGCCGCCGCCCGGCACAAGGAAAAUUGUGCUAGCAACCAACAUUGCCGAAACGGGCAUUACCAUCCCCGACAUCACCUGUGUCAUUGACACGGGCAAGCACCGCCAAAUGGAGUACGACGAGAAGCGCAAGAUCAGCAAGCUCAAGGAAAUGUUUAUUGCGCGCAGCAAUGCAAAACAACGCCGAGGGCGCGCAGGCCGUGUACAAGAGGGUAUCUGCUUCCAUCUUUUCACAAAGAUGCGCAACGACGAGCUGUUUGACGCACAGCAGACGCCAGAGAUGCUUCGCCUUUCCUUGCAGGAGCUUGCACUGAUGCUUAAAGUAAUGCAAGUCAAGGUUGGAAACAGCAUUGAGGAUGCGCUGUCGCAAGCGCUGGAUCCGCCGCAGCCCAUCAAUGUCCAGCGUGCCAUUUCUUCGCUUGUGCAAGUGCAGGCACUGACGCCGAACGAAGACAUCACCCCGCUUGGCAGGAUUCUGAGCCGCAUGCCGCUCGACGUGCACCUCGGCAAGUUUUUGCUGGUCGCCGCGCACUUUCGAUGCCUCGAUCCAGCAUUGUCGAUUGCUGCGAUGCUCAAUAACCGGUCGCCAUUCAUGCGCCUGCCCAACGACAAGUUCAAUCAGAGCAACACCAUAUUUCGUGUGGACGACAGCGACUUUCUCACCAUGGCCAAGGUGUUUUCCAUGUGGCGACAGGCAGUGCGCCGCGAUCAUGGCACUCGGUUCUGCAGCGCUUAUCAUGUAUCGCAAGAUAUCAUGUACCAAAUCGAGGAGCUGCGCCAGCAGUACCUUGGCUACCUCGCUGACGCGGGAUUUGUCCAGCUCGAGCACGGCGUUCGCCGCUCGCUGAGCAGAAAAAAAGGGAAGCACGGGGCGGUACAGAUUGUGGACGUGCCGCUAACGUCGAACAAGUAUGGAGAGUGCAGCCAGGCAAUCACCCUUGCGCUCGUGAUUACCUUGUACCCGAAGCUUGCCAGCACAGAGAAUGCCCAGCAGCGGUUCCGUACGCUGUCAAACAACCAAGAGGUCUGGAUCCACCCCUCUUCAGCCAACUUUGGGCGGAGCCCAAGUACCGUGCAGCACUUUAUGCUAUACAAUAGUAUCCUACACUCGACCAAACCUUAUGCGUGGGAGACGGCGUUUAUCCCAGAUACGAUGGUUCUGCUGGCGGUGGGCGAUGCCGAAUACAAGCAUACAAGUCGCAGCAUGUACUUGGACCAUACCAAGAUCCGCAUUGCUACGCCCGAUGCCCGCUCGCUCGUCACACUGCGCAUCCUGCGCGGUCGACUGCAGCGUAUCGUGACGGAUAGCUACAGGAACCCAGGAAAGACAUUUACUCCUGAAGAGAAUUGGUUCUUUUGCCUCAUUCUGCAGUUCCUCGGUGCAUCGGAGGAGAUGGCGCGAACGGGAAAGAAUGAGCCGUGA